This is a messenger RNA of Sphenostylis stenocarpa, 1011 nucleotides long. NCBI's taxonomy places the organism in Eukaryota, Viridiplantae, Streptophyta, Magnoliopsida, Fabales, Fabaceae. The record is from the annotation of a GenBank genome assembly.
AUGAUGGAUGGGGAUAGAGCUCAGCUUAACCCACCUAACAACAAUAUCAAGACACUUGUUACAAUGGUUGUUGCUAUUGAAAUCCCCACAGUGGUGCUUCCAAACUCAUCUUCCCAACAAAGGAUGCCAGUGGUGGGAAUGGGGUCUGCCCCAGACUUCACCUGUAAGAAAGACACAAAGGAGGCAAUCAUUGAGGCCAUAAAGCAGGGCUACAGACACUUUGACACUGCUGCUGCUUAUGGCUCUGAGCAGGCACUUGGCGAAGCUCUCAAAGAAGCACUUGACCUUGGCCUUGUCUCUCGCCAGGACCUCUUUGUCACUUCCAAGCUUUGGGUCACUGACAAUCAUCCUCAUCUUGUUGUUUCUGCUUUGCGCAAAUCACUUAGAACUCUUCAACUAGAGUACUUGGAUCUCUAUCUCAUCCACUGGCCCAUCAGUUCUCAGCCAGGGAAGUUCUCAUUUCCAAUCGAGUUAGAAGAUCUGUUGCCUUUUGACGUGAAGGGUGUGUGGGAAGCCAUGGGAGAGUGCCAGAAACUUGGCCUCACGAAAGCCAUUGGAGUCAGCAAUUUCUCUGUGAAGAAGAUUCAGAAUCUGCUGUCUGUUGCUACCAUCCUUCCCGUGGUGAAUCAAGUGGAGAUGAACCUUGCAUGGCAACAAAAGAAGCUGAGAGAGUUCUGCAGCGCAAAUGGGAUAGUGAUAACUGCGUUUUCACCUCUGAGGAAAGGUGCAAGCAGGGGUCCAAAUGAAGUGAUGGAGAACGAUGUGCUGAAGGAGAUUGCAGAGGCUCAUGGCAAGUCUAUUGCUCAGGUUUGUCUGAGAUGGUUGUAUGAACAAGGAGUCAGUUUCGUGCCAAAGAGCUACGAUAAGGGGAGGAUGAACCAAAAUCUGCAGAUAUUUGAUUGGGCAUUGACAGAAGAAGAUCAUCACAAAAUAAAUGAAAUAUAUCAGAGCCGUUUGAUCAGUGGACCCACCAAGCCACAACUCAGUGACCUUUGGGAUGAUGAAAUAUGA